This is a messenger RNA of Penaeus chinensis, 885 nucleotides long. Its product is annotated as neurotrimin-like. The transcript is spliced from 7 exons. Lineage: Eukaryota; Metazoa; Arthropoda; Malacostraca; Decapoda; Penaeidae. The coding region runs from base 1 to 885 and encodes 294 amino acids. The record is from RefSeq and is a predicted model, not a curated record.
AUGGCUUUGGUGACCUGUGGUGAAAGCUGGAUCUACUGCUAUGACCCAGAAACCCGAAUGCAUUUUGUAAAAAACUACACGUGGUGGCGAGGCCCUGUGGCGCUGAGCCGGCUGGGGGACAGCGAGGGAGGCGUCGGGACCUUGCGGCUGCGACGGGUGCGGCGAGGCCAGGCCGGGAACUACUCGGUCACGGCGCACACUUCGAGGGGCGCCAUCCACUCCUCCUUCUUCCUUAAUGUCCAGUAUGGGCCAGAGGAGAUCGUGGCGACAAAGCGCGUUCUGGUCGACGAAGGUGACACCGCUACCCUCGCGUGCUCCGCCUCAGGCAACCCGACACCUAAUAUCACCUGGACUCGAGCUUCGGAUAACACCAGCGAGAUCUGGCGCGGCGUCGGGGAGGCCCGGCUCGUGCUGAAGCAGGCGUCGCGAGCGGACACCGGCCUGUAUCUGUGUCACGCCUCCAGCCCGGUCGCCGCCGCCGCCCCCGUCAGAGCAGCGCUGGUCGUCUCACAGCCGCCGACGUCAGCCAGCGACAUCGCCAAUGGAACGCAGGUCGACAGGUGGUGGGCAGCUGUUGGUGACAAAGGCCAGCUGGACUGUCGAGUGCACGCAGCUCCAGCGCCUUCCUUUAAGUGGACUGUCAACGAUGAUCGUGUGAUCUACACUGAUCGGAAAUACUCCAUCAGUUCGCCGAAGCUGACCGACGGCGUGACAGAGUGGUCCUCGAUGCUGCGAGUCCGUGACGUGAUCGAGAAGGACUACACGAACUACACCUGCAUCAGUCGCAACGCCCACGGUUCCUUCGUGAUCCAUUUCUCCCUGCUCCCCCCUGCGCCUCCGGCUACGCCCGAGGAGUUGACGGAUGCUUGGGGAAAAAAACGUUAA